Molecule: messenger RNA, 2731 nt
Organism: Ceutorhynchus assimilis (cabbage seed weevil)
Lineage: Eukaryota; Metazoa; Arthropoda; Insecta; Coleoptera; Curculionidae
Source: the annotation of a GenBank genome assembly
UUGUUAUCCCUAAUUUUAUGAUAACUUGUUUUAUUUUUUAGUUUUCUGGAUUCCAAACUAAUCCAAACAGAGUAGGAAACUUAUAAUUUACCUACCUCAUUUACUUCAUUAUUGAAUUAAAUACUUAAAACUUGCUAAAAUGAUGACUAAAGGACUAAAAUUAAUCAAACUCUUAUUUUCUCUUUCGAUUUUCGUAUGUGCCUUUUUUGCUGUGCUGGAGUUAACAUAUUUUUUGUCUUUUUCGUUCCCCAAACAAGGAUUGACUAUAAAGGGAGAUCCAUGGCUACAAACUGCAAGAGUACUCUUCGAGAACAUGAUCCUACUCUCACUAUUCAUUAUUCAACACUCUGCAAUGGCCACUGAGAAAUUUAAAAAUCUUAUUAUCAACCUAGGACUCAAAGAUAUGAACAGAAGUAUCUACGUUAGUGCAACUGUGGCUGUUCUUCUGCUUAUUACUAGAUACUGGCAAACCACUAUACAUGUAGUUUUAUGGGAUCUGGACCUUAAUUAUAAACCAUUAUUUUUUAUUUAUAUUAGUAUUCAUGCAACAGCUUGGACAAUUAUUUAUGUUGCUAAUGUCUGUACAGACUUUCCAGAAUUGUUAGGUCUAAAACAGGUUUAUUAUAGCUUGAGAAAUUUACCAGACCCAAUUCAAAGGAAAUCCUAUAAACUGCAGAGAUUAUUGUCUCACAUGAGACAUCCAAGUUUCUUAGGGUUUUUGUUGGUAUUUUGGUUUUUCCCGUUGAUGACGUUAGACAGGCUAUUGUUAGCCAUUAUUUUAACAUUAUACAUGUAUAUUGCGUGGAAUACUGAUAAUGAAGACUACCACUAUCAAAAAGAUAUGUAUGAAAGAAAGUAUCAUGAACUACAAAGACUUAACUCUCCUGAUGGAAGAAAAAUUCUUUAAAGUACAAAACAGCUCACUAAAAAUACUGAUUUAUUUUAUGUGUAAAUCUUAAGCAUGACACUGACAAAAACAAAAUUGUAGGUAUAUUUUGUCAUACCAUUAUUUUCCACUGCCAGUUUUUAAGUAUUAAACAUACAUGUAUUUCUGAUUAAUUAGGUCUGAUAUAGGUAGUAUUUGAGAAAAGCUUUGUUUAUAGACUUGCAAGAAGAGGAAACAUGACAAAACUGUAUUUUUUUGACUUGCCCAACACAACUUAAAUUGUAUUUGAGUGUGAUCUACUUUGAAGAUUUUUUUUUAUGUUGUCAAAAUUCAAAAUUUUAUGGGCAAAUCAGAUUUUUUACUGUUGUAAUAGUUAUUAGUUAAUAGCUAAUGCCACAAAAUGCCUUUUUAGUGUAGGGAGAGAAAAAUACAGAUAUUCUCCAAGAAAAGAUAAUCUUCAGGUCACAAAAAAAAUUCAAAGUCGUGAUACACAAUGUUGUCAAAUUAUUGUGGAAAAAUUCGACUUUCAUUUUUAUAGCCGGUACUAAGAGAAAGCGAAAGCAUCGAAAACUCAUUUCGUUAUAAUAAUUUGCAAGAAUCUAUUAUUCACAAUCAUCAUCAUCAUUAUUUAAAAUCCUAGUGUUGUGUUUAGGUUAGGCUUAUUCUCGAAAUGAGAAUAAAAAGAUUUUGCAAGCGCUUGCCUUAUUAAAAGGCAAGCCUUAUUUUGACAGUUGAGCGUGCACAGUUUCUGUGUAGAAUGACGGCAACUCUUAAUAAGGAAAAGGGUCAGCCUUAAUAGGGAUAUAGCAAGUGCUUGCCUUAUUUGGACAGUUAAGCAUGCCCAGUUUCUAUUUGGAAUAAGGACAACCCUGAUAGGGAUUAAAUUUUUAUUGUUUGAUUCGAAAUUUUUGCAUUCUGUUAUAUACACUCAUCAAAAUAGUCUAGGGAACAAGAAAUAUCUGUAUUUCAAUUUUAGGAAAGAACAACUUUCUAAAACAGAUUAAAGUGAGUAUUUCUUAUUGAACAAAUCUUGUCAAAUUUACCAUGUUGGCUUUUUUUGCAAACUUAUUUAGUUUAAAUAUUUUAAAAGUUAAAUCGGCAAAAAUUUCUGAUAAGUAUAGGAAUUAUCUUGUUCCCUAGACUAUUUUGAUGUGUGUAUUUGUAUAUUAUGUACUUUUUUUAGCCUCUAAUUUGCUUACAUUAUUUCCACUGUUAAACUAUCCAUGUGUAUUAUGGGAAUUUUUUCGACAAAUAUACACCGCACAAAAAUUAUCGCAUCUAUCCAAGCAGAAAACACAGAAAUGAACAUCAUAAUUGCAAAGUGGAAUGUAUGCCUAUCUUCCAAAGUGGAAUGUAUGCCUAUCCGCAUUUUCCCGAAAAAAGUAAACAAGAACCUAACAGAAGAAAGAACGACAUGUUUUUUGACUCGAGUUUUUCAGUUAAAGAAUGCCCAUUCAGGAAAUACUUAAGAAGUUUUUAAAAUAAAUUUACUGUAGCCAAAUUAUUUAAAAGCAUUCAUUGGUGAUGCGGUAAUUUUUGUGCGGUGUGUAUAUCAUGAGCAAAAAAGUUAGAUAAAAAACAUUCAAUUGUGCUGUUGUAUGUAUGUAUGUUUGUAUACAUACACAUACAUACAAUGUGUUGUUGGCUAAAAACAUAAAUAUUACAAAAAUACACAAUUCUCUGGUCAGAAACUAUGCAUCAGUCAUUUGGUUCUGCAAUGGUAGUUGCAAUAAAUAAACUAGGCAUUCGAAAAAGAAAAAUGCCCUAUUGCAGCUCAUGGAGGUUUGUCCUAAUAUUUCUUUAAUUUCUGAUAUUAAUAAGGCUCUUUAACAGUAAAAAAUAUAU